Molecule: messenger RNA, 186 nt
Organism: Aspergillus chevalieri
Lineage: Eukaryota; Fungi; Ascomycota; Eurotiomycetes; Eurotiales; Aspergillaceae
Exons: 1
Coding region: 1-186 (61 amino acids)
Source: RefSeq, a predicted model, not a curated record
AUGGACCGCAAGUUCAUGACCUUUAACAUGAACUCCGUCAAUCCCGCCAAAUUCGCACCAAAACCCUACGUUGAGAAAUACUAUUUCUUCUACGGCACGCUCAUAGAUCUGUCCAUGCUCAGCCACGUCCUGGGCCUCGAUCACGAACCUGAACUCCGGCCUGCAUACAUCGUCGGUCAAAAAUGA